Molecule: messenger RNA, 642 nt
Organism: Olea europaea var. sylvestris
Lineage: Eukaryota; Viridiplantae; Streptophyta; Magnoliopsida; Lamiales; Oleaceae
Product: MLP-like protein 34
Exons: 3
Coding region: 142-642 (166 amino acids)
Biological process (GO): defense response
Source: RefSeq, a predicted model, not a curated record
ACUAGUUGAAAGAAUUGAGGGUACGUUACAUCAUACAAUCCAUCUUUUGCUUAUAUUCUUAAAACGAUUUGUCGAAAUUAUGCAAUAUAAAUUCACAAGAACCAACUUCAUUUGCACACACCAAAUCCUACAAGUGAAACAAUGACCCAAAAGUUGGAGGCAACAGCUGAACUAAAACAUGCAUCAGCUGAUAAGUUUUACGGUUUUUUUAAAAACAAUAUGAAUGAUCUCAUUAAUGUGUUUCCUGCAAGUUUCAAAACUGUUCAACUACUUGAAGGAGAAGAAGGUUCUGUUGGUUGUGUCAAGCUCUGGAAUUAUGUUAUUGAGGGGAUUCCGAUGAUAGUAAAGGCGAAAGUUGAAGCGAUAGAUGAUGAUAAAAGAUCUCUAACUUUCGUAGCCAUGGACGGAGAUAUCAUGCAAAUGUACAAAAGUUUCAAGGCAAUACUUAAUGUGAAUGAUGGCUUUGCCAACUGGUUAGUGGAGUAUGAGAAAGCUCUUGAGGCCAGCCCAAGUCCAGAUAUCUAUUUAAUAUGCUCAUCUAUACACAAAUCACCAAUUUUUCCCAAUAGUGGCUUGAUCAAAGAAGAAGAGCAUCUCAAAUUUGGUUCUUCAAUUGUAAACAUUAAACUCCUUCCUACGUGA